UGAACCUUCUGUCAUACAAGAGCGUACAACAAGAAGGAACCGGGGAGAAUGAUACUAUGACCACUCUAAGGCAGUAGUGGGCAAGAACUUUCCCUCGAAAGCGGGGACGAAGGCCCAUCUCAUCUCAGGAGCAAAUCUUCGCAUCCCCAGUCGAUGCUCCUGGGCCAUCGAGUUGGCUAGCCUGGCAUUUCCCCCUGCAUACCUAUCGGAAAAUAGGGCGUUGUGGAAAUGCCGCUUGGGAGCAACUGUUGACAGGCAGGUGACGUCGUAAUGACCAUGACGUGCCGUCCCAGCCCUUCCCUGCUGGCGUUAGUGGCCGUGACCGGCUUGAUUGGACACAGCCAUGCUGGCCCAGUACCCAACGACGUUUAUCAGCAGUUGAUGCAGAUUCCGGCCUCCUCGCCCUCGACUUUCUUCAACAGCAAAGAGCCCUUCACCCCCGACCACCGUGAUCCCUGGGACCAUAAGGUAGAUGCUAUCGGAGAAGAUCGAGAGCCCCUUCCCUGGCGGAUGGGCGAUGGCGCCUCGGUGAUGGGACCGCGGAACAAGGACCGCGAGCGCCAGAACCCCGACCUUGUUCGACCCCCAAGCACCGACCAUGGCUCGCUGCCCAACAUGCGAUGGUCAUUUUCUGACUCCCACGUGCGAAUUGAGGAAGGCGGCUGGACGCGCCAAACCACCGUCCGCGAGCUCGGAACCAGCAAGGAGCUCGCCGGCGUGAACAUGCGCCUCGACAGCGGAGUCUACAGAGAGCUACACUGGCAUCGAGAGGCCGAAUGGGCGUACGUCCUCGCGGGCCAGGUGCGCGUGACAGGGAUUGACCUCGACGGGAACGCGUUCAUCGACGAUCUGGAAAAAGGGGAUCUGUGGUACUUCCCCUCCGGCCACCCGCACAGUCUGCAGGGCCUCGGGGAGAACGGCACCGAGUUUCUCUUGAUCUUCGACGAUGGCAAUUUCAGUGAGGAGUCGACGUUCCUGCUGACGGACUGGAUGGCACACACCCCCAAAGCAGUCCUAGCCGAGAACUUCCGCCUCCGCCCGCAACUGUUCAAGAACCUCCCCACGAGCGAGAAAUACAUCUUCCCGGGCUCGCACCCGGCCUCGAUCCCCAAAGAGACCCCGCCCAACUUCAAACCCUCCAAGGAGCGGUUCACCCACAAGAUGCUGGCCCAGAAGCCCGAGCGCACCUCGGGCGGCGAGGUGCGCAUCACCGACUCGUCCAACUUCCCGAUCUCCAAGACGGUGGCCGCGGCGCACCUGACGAUCCAGCCGGGGGCCCUCCGCGAGAUGCACUGGCACCCCAACGCGGACGAGUGGUCGUACUUCAUCCGCGGGCGGGCGCGGGUGACCAUCUUCGCCGCGGAGGGCAACGCGCGCACCUUCGACUACGUGGCGGGCGACGUGGGGAUCGUGCCCAAGAACAUGGGCCACUUCAUCGAGAACCUGUCGGACGACGAGGAGGUCGAGGUGCUCGAGAUCUUCCGCGCGGAUCGGUUCCGCGACUUCUCGCUGUUCCAGUGGAUGGGCGAGACGCCGCGGCGGAACGUGGCGGAGCAUCUGUUCGCGGAGGAUCCCGAGGCGGCCAGGGAGUUUCUGAAGAGUGUGGAGAGCGCGGAGAAGGAUCCCAUUCGGGAUACCAGGGCCUAGAAGAGGGAGGAAGUCAUAUCAUAUUUUCUUUUCGAAAGUGACGAUAAAGUUGAGCUUAUUGUGUGGUGUACUAUGAACGUUAUGGCUUGUAAUCCUUCGGAAG
Molecule: messenger RNA, 1750 nt
Organism: Aspergillus brunneoviolaceus CBS 621.78
Lineage: Eukaryota; Fungi; Ascomycota; Eurotiomycetes; Eurotiales; Aspergillaceae
Product: Bicupin, oxalate decarboxylase/oxidase
Exons: 4
Coding region: 271-1647 (458 amino acids)
Biological process (GO): oxalate metabolic process
Source: RefSeq, a predicted model, not a curated record